AUGGCAUUGUUCUGGGCUUGUUGGCUGCAGAACGGUCCUAGACCAAGGGCUGGGCCAAGCUCUCGUCCUGCUGCCCAUCUGCCCAGGAGAUUUUUUGCGUUUGGGCUGAUUUUGGGUGGGGAAGAGGGCUGGAAGCCAGGACCUAGGUCCUGAAAGGGGAGGAAGCUGCACAGGGCCAAAACCCCAGACAGAGCCAUGAGGAGGCAGGGGCUGGGGCUCAGCUCUGGAAUGGUGGCAGCAAGCAGUGCCUAUGGCCUGUAAAAGAGGGAGAAUCAGGAUUUUGAGGUGCUUUUCCCUUGUGGUCAGGAUUUGCUGGUGCUAAGACACAGCUUUGGCUCCGUGCCUCAGUUUCCCCAAGUGCAAGCUUCAGAGGGAACAGCCUGACCAGAUCGACCUCUUGGGUACCCUUUUCCAACCUAGGUCUCCCAAAAAGCCCGGCAGAGACACCCGUGGGCAGCACAUACCACAGGGAUGCUCUUCAGUGUCCCUGUCCCUGCCCUGCCCCCGUUUAUUUGUGGCUUCCCCAGGGCAAAGCCGAGCCAAAACAUACCACUCAUAACUCGGGAAUUACCUUCUUCCACAGCCGGUGCAGCCUACAGUCUGCAUCCAUCUAAUUCACUCGGAUCGUAAUUAGUUUUGUAUUACUUUCCACAGUGAUGCUAAUACUGAUUACAAGGACUGAUAACUUGAGCAAUAAAUACAACCCGGGGCUGAAAAUUACCUUCCUUUUUUUAUUGGUUAAAGCCGAAGUUAGUGAAAUGAGAGACAAAUUGGUUUAUGAGAUGAGGCAGCUGCCUCCUGUUACAGGCUGCAGAUUUGCAGCUUAAUCCUGCCACUUCCACGUGUGUCUCCCCGCCAGCGGGGGGAAGAGUCCGGCCACCAAAGGGGGCACAGGAAGGUCCCCAUGGGUCCCACGGCCAGGUUGGGGGGCACCGGGACACAGCAGCUCUGGGGUGGGGACACGCAGGCACAUUCCCAGCCCGGUGGGGCUGGCAGCGCUCCCCCUUCCCCCAAAAACAGCCCCGAGAGACCUGGCGAGCAUUUAGGAAAAUCAACGGCAAAGUUCUUUUUCAUCUCGACUCGCCGAAGCCCUAAAUGUUUAAUCCGUCCCCGCUCCAGGAACACAUUUCUUCCCGUGUGGUUUCAGGGAUCGCGGGGUGAGCGUCAGGGCGCCAGCUGCCCCGCAAAACUUCGAGGAACGCAAAGAGCUUUCCCUGGAGGUAUCCUAGCAGAGCCAGCCAGCACAAGGAGGGACAAAAUGAUGGGGUGGACGGACAGACAGACAGCAUCCUGCACCCCUGCCUUUACUACAGCUGCCCACACCCGCUGUCUUUCUGGCAGCUCUGUCCUGCACGUUACAAGCGACAUGGGGCAGGGGGGCAAAUCCUUAGAGUGUAAGUUGGCUCUGCUCACUCAUGGCCACCCAGCGAGCUGUCCUGGGCUCUCCUGGAGAAGAAGACCGGGACAGAAAGCCCUGUGUUUUCCCCAGGAAGCCCCAGCCUUGGGCAGCGAGAAGGAAUUGCAGAGCAUCAUGCAGGUCUUGUUCCCGCUGCCCCCUCAGCGCUGCCUGCCAGGGGCACGUGGGGGCUCCUGCAAAGGGCUGGGAUGGAAGGAAGCGUGUAGGGUCAGCCCCCCCCUUGUUUCCCAAAGGAAAACGUACCACCCACCUCAGGCAGGUCCCAAAGCCCCUGCCAAAACUGGGGAUGCAGCCUGCAGCGUGUGCAUCGCCCGUGUGCUCUCAGCUGUGCACAGGCAUCCUUCCUCCCGCCCGGGUGGACCAUCAGAGGAUGCUGCAGUGCCAACAUGUUGAAGACAAUGCCCUUCCCUCCACAAGAAGAGCUUUUCAGGCAUCCAGCAUGGUGCCGGCUGGAAGGACAGCCACGUGCUUGCCCCCCUGCAGCCCCUUUUAACAACCGUCCCCCUCUCCAUUUCUUCCCUUCUUGCGUGCUGGCAUGUCAGU
This is a messenger RNA of Cygnus atratus (black swan), 1960 nucleotides long. RefSeq lists its product as uncharacterized. The transcript has 2 exons. The record is from RefSeq and is a predicted model, not a curated record. Lineage: Eukaryota; Metazoa; Chordata; Aves; Anseriformes; Anatidae. The coding region runs from base 905 to 1810 and encodes 301 amino acids.